Molecule: messenger RNA, 3334 nt
Organism: Diprion similis
Lineage: Eukaryota; Metazoa; Arthropoda; Insecta; Hymenoptera; Diprionidae
Gene: emp
Product: scavenger receptor class B member 1
Exons: 6
Coding region: 253-1800 (515 amino acids)
Cellular component (GO): cytoplasm; lysosome; membrane
Molecular function (GO): scavenger receptor activity
Source: RefSeq, a predicted model, not a curated record
GCACAGGCUGCAAGAGAGCACCUUUGCCGCGACACACUUUGUACACUAAGUCUCGAGGAACUUUCUCCAUCCUGAGACCUGUGGAGCCGGUAAAUGUCUUCGGAGUAACGGUGGAGUACGUAUUACGUUCGAGGUGCUGCCGUGCAUGUGAGGCCCUCGGUCGAGUGACCAAAGUAUCAAAGUACCAAAGUACGACGGCCAGGAUCAGUGCUUGUAACUCUUGUAAGUGGGAAGAGACCGUCGGCGACAGACAUGAGGGUGCACAGAGGAAUAUGCGCCAAACUUCAGGGCGGAUUUCUCAGGCGAUGGUGGGCAGCCGUGGCUGUCGGCGUUCUCCUCAUAAUCAUCGGUGCUGUACUCGCAACGCUUUUCCCGAAGAUCGUCGACGCUCUCGUUGACAGGGAAGUCGCCCUCCGGGACGGUGGACGGGCUUACGGAUGGUGGAAGGAACCCCCGGUGAGGCCCAAAAUGGCCGUGUAUAUCUACAACGUCACUAAUGCCGACGAGUUCUUGAACAGCGGGGAAAAACCUGCCCUGCAGGAACUCGGACCCUACGUUUACGUCCAACGGUGGUCAAAGGCUGACGUUAAGUUCAACGACAACGAUACUGUUACCUACAAAAUAAGGAAGGAGUUCGAGUUCGCCCCGGAGCUCUCGGCUGGUUCCGAGGACGAUCUGGUCGUCGUUCCGAACAUCCCGAUGCUCUCAGCGACGAGUCAGUCGCGACACGCAGCGCGUUUCCUGCGUCUGGCAAUGGCCUCGAUAAUGGAUAUCCUGAAGAUAAAGCCGUUCGUCGAGGUCUCGGUCGGCCAGCUUCUCUGGGGCUACGAAGACCCGCUACUGAAGUUGGCGAAGGACGUCGUCCCUAAGGAGCAGAAGUUGCCCUACGACCAAUUCGGGUUACUCUACAACAAGAACGGGACCUCGCCGGAUCUCUACACUAUCUUUUCGGGUCAGGGCGACAUCACCAAGUACGGAAUGUUGGAACGAUGGAACGGCAAGAAGGGGCUCGGACACUGGUCGACCCCGCACUGCGACAGUGUCACCGGAAGUGACGGCAGCAUAUUCCCUCCCCACAUCACGAAGCACACGGUCCUCCGCGUAUUCGACAAGGAUCUUUGCCGCGCUUUGCCCCUCGUCUUCAAGCAAGAGGUUAUGACCGCGGGUGGAGUUCCUGGAUACAGAUUCGUUCCUCCUGCGGACGUCUUUGCUUCUCCGUCACGCGUUCCCUCUCAGAAAUGCUUCUGUCCGACUGGUCCUCCCUGCGCUCCCGAGGGAACAUUCAACGCGUCUCUCUGCCAAUACGACUCGCCGGUUCUUCUCAGUUUUCCGCAUUUCUACUUGGCCGAUCCGAUGCUGCGAGAAGCAGUUACGGGGAUUUCACCGGGUGAAGCGGAGAAACAUCAGCUAUUCAUCGACGUUCAACCCAAUAUGGGUACAGCCCUAAGGGCCAGGGCUCGUGUACAGAUAAAUCUGGCCGUUAGCCAGGUGAGCGACAUUAAACAGGUCGCUACCUUCCCCGACAUCGUGUUUCCCAUCAUGUGGUUCGACGAUGGAAUCGAUGAACUCCCGACGGAAAUGAGGUCUCUAUUAAAAAUGGCCGUCGACGUUCCUCCGAUCGCCCGAGCAGCGGUUUCCGGUGCGCUGGGGGCGAUCGGUUUGAUCGUCCUUGUGGGCGCCUUGAUGUGCCUGGCGAGGGCGGCGAGACGCCAAGAGAAGCUCCACCUGAGCAACCCGCUUCCGGCGAACGGGAAAUCCGGCAUGAACCCGGGUUUCCAAAACCCAUCGGGAGCCUCGUAACUCCCUUUUUGACAAUGUAUACGUACAUCCAACACGCGCAACGUAGAUGCAGCCAUCGGCUCCCUAUAACUUGCGGAGUCUCGAUUCUGAGAGUACGAAUUUCGAGAAUCGAUGAUAUUGUUGUGUUUUUUCCCUCUCCGUUUCUUUGUUUCUUAACGAUCUUCCUUCACGUAAUGUCACAUUUGUAUUGCGUGCCACAGUUUAACUUAUUGUGAUGACACUGUUUUAUUCGAUCAAAUUUCAUUUUAAAGACAAUCGUUUAAUUAUAAUUUCUAUCUAUCUAUCUAUUAUUAUUAUUAUUAUUAUUAUUAUUAUUAUUAUUAUUAUUAAUAUUAUUACUAAUAUUAUUGUUAUUUCCUGGGUUAUACUUUUCACCAAUCUUCUUCGCAUUAAUUGUCUCACUUCACGUUCUCAUAAUGUACAUAUUGCGUAAUACAAAUUUCGUAACUACUGCAAAUCUUUAUGUAUCAUACGCAUGCAGAUAGUUAUAUAUGAUAGGAGACAAUUAAACACGAUAAUACCAAUAUGGAGCGUUUAACGAGAACGCAGAGAGUCUGGCACUCGCAAUUGACAAUUGUAAUAAUGUAGUAGAUAUUUUAUUUCCUGUAACAAUCGCAUCGCAUGUAAUGAAAGCAAUGUCGACGUUAUAUCUAUAGUCGCGUAAUAGUAGAAAGUCUUCGUUUUAGGGAAUUGUUGUUAUUAUUAAUAUUAUUAUUAAGUUUAUUAAUCUUUUAAAUCCGAAUUGACCGAACGUGCCUUCAAAUUUUUAUCUAAACAAUUUUACUGUAAUUAUGAUACGCGAGCUGUAACGCACGAAGAAUCUUUGUAAAUUGUCGAUUAAAUUAAUAAGUUGAACGAACGACUUUUGUAAAUAUAAUCUUACAAACGAAAUAAAUUUUGUGAAAAUCAAUUACAUGCUUGAAAAUUUCACGAACGAUAGAUAAAAGGCAUUCCAUGUAUAUUCAAUUAUAGAUGAAAAGUACGUAAUUUUUUUUACAAAAUUUGAGAUGGUUCGAAAAAUCCUUGACCACGCUUUGACAGUUUCUACACAGUGUAUACGAAUACAAUAUUCAACUGAUAUUUUUAUAACCUGGCCGUUUUAAAGCACGAAGAAGUCGCCAUAGGUGUAUCUGAAAUUGUCUGUGAAAUUUAACAUUUGGUAAUUUAGUGUUACAAUGGUUAUUAUACGUAUUUUAUUCUUAGCUCGUCCGAAGCGGAACUUGUAUUGGGCAAGCAGGUAUAAAGUCGACUUGUCUUUUAAUCUGCUCGCAGCUCUGACCAUUAAUCGAAUAUUUCGUAUGUUUUUACGACAGAAUCGACCAGUUGAUCAAUUUAUAAUUAUACCGAAGGCUCGGACUAAAUAUUUGUCAGACAAGAAUAUUGGAUAUGUCGCAUAGCUGCAGGGAAUAACAGAAUGUUUGUCCGAGAUAUUGAGAGGCGGAGGAAGACGAGAAAACAAGUUUGAUUGUUAUAAGCCAAGCAUGUAUAAAACGCGCGUUUGCUUAUAAUUUUGUUAUAAAUUUAUUUUUUCGUA